Messenger RNA from Penicillium antarcticum, 3825 nucleotides. Its product is annotated as putative copper resistance-associated P-type ATPase. The record is from RefSeq and is a predicted model, not a curated record. Gene Ontology annotation, molecular function: P-type divalent copper transporter activity; ATP binding; ATP hydrolysis activity. Gene Ontology annotation, biological process: monoatomic cation transport; copper ion homeostasis. The transcript has a single exon. Bases 1 to 3825 code for a protein of 1274 amino acids. Gene Ontology annotation, cellular component: membrane. NCBI's taxonomy places the organism in Eukaryota, Fungi, Ascomycota, Eurotiomycetes, Eurotiales, Aspergillaceae.
AUGACUUCAAGAUCGAAGAGCCAGAUCCUCGAUCUAGAGGCCGCCAACCACGAAAAUGAUACACAAAGAAGCGUUUUCUUCGUGAGCAAUGUGCACUGCGCAUCAUGCGUAGCAUAUGUUACUGAAGUGCUCUCUGAAAUCUCUACCGUCACCGGGAUCGAAGUCACGAUCUUAACGCACGAAGUGCGUGCUAGUCACAGCGCUACUGUUCGACCGACCAUCCUUGUAAACGCAUUAAUCCACGCCGCGUUCGAAGUACAAUAUGUAACGACCUUUGACUACCGAGGAGCGCUCGUCUCGGAACUCGAUACUUCCGCUUGGAACCACCGCGGCUCAGCACUUCUCUCCACACCCCGCAACUCGGUUUCUAGUAUAUCAUCGAACAUCAAAGAGCGAAUCCAGGCCAGCAGACAGAAACGACAUAUCGCCAACUGUGAUGCUUGCAAGAAAGAACAAAAUGUGAACACUUCUCCUCAUUCUUCUCGAACAGAGCUGGGAUAUUUGGCGGAGAAAUCUUCACACGCUGGCUAUCGUCGGUCAAGUAAGGGUCACGAGCGCGAUGUCUCUUUCUCAAAGCUUAAGCCAACGCCAGAGAAUGCAUUACAGGAGACAGCUUCGGUUGUCUCCUGCGAAAAACAAGUUGAACGCGACGUUCCUUGCUCAGAACAGCCCAGAUCGAGCCCUCCGGAUGACGAAUUUACGGCACUAAUUAGUAUUGGAGGAAUGAGUUGCGCAUCAUGUGCCAACAGCAUUACAAAUGAAGUUGAACAACUCGACUUCGUGAAGGAGAUCACAGUCAACCUUCUCACGAAUAGCGCCACAUUAAUUUACAUUGGACCCAGGGAAAAUGUUGACAAGAUCAUUGAACAAAUCGAGGAUAUCGGAUUCGAGGCGUCGCUCGACGAGGUGAACCCUAUUCCUAAGGCACCGACCCCUACAGAGUCCGCCGAAAUCUAUACCAGCGAGAUUGCCAUCACUGGUAUGACCUGUGGCUCUUGUAGUGGGGCAGUGACUCGCGGACUAGAAGAGCUGCCGUUCAUUCGAGAGGUUUCUGUCAACUUGCUUUCCCAUAGUGGAAGGGUCGAGUUUGAAGGCCGCGACAACCUUGAUAAAAUCAUAGAAAAGAUCGAAGACCUGGGAUAUGACGCUGCCGUCAAUAGUGUCUCUCCAGUGAUAGGCGUCCAAGAAAACUCUCAACCCGUCCAGUCCAGGACAAUCUCUAUCCGAGUGGAUGGAAUGUUCUGUCACCACUGCCCUCAGACUGUCUUGAAUGCAGUGGAAUCACUUUCCGAUGUCAGCAUUGAACAAGCCCUGUCCGAGAAAGAUCCCAUCCUCAAAGUCACAUAUGCCCCACGACCAUCUUCUCUUACCAUUCGAUCUCUUAUAUCCACUAUCAAUGCGGCGAAUGACGCAUUCCGCGCACAUGUAUACCACCCGCCCAGCAUUGAAGACCGUUCUCGUGCAAUUCAGCAUCAUGAACGCCGCCGCCUGUUGUUACGCCUGCUAUUCGUAUUCAUGAGUGCGAUUCCCACUUUUAUAAUCGGCAUUGUGUUCAUGUCUCUUGUCUCGUCCGACAAUCCCACUCGAAUGUAUCUAGAGGAAACAAUGUGGGCCGGUAGCGUGACCCGUACAGAAUGGGCACUGUUCAUCAUGGCAACCCCAGUGAUGUUCUACGGCACUGAUGUAUUCCAUGCCCGGGCCAUGAAGGAGAUCUAUGCCUUAUGGCGACCUGGAAGUCGGGUUCCCAUUUUGCGGAGAUUCUACCGUUUUGGUAGUAUGAACCUUCUGAUCUCUGCGGGCACAUCUGUUGCCUACAUCUCAUCCCUGGCCGUGCUCAUCGUUGAUGCGGUCGUUGGUACCAAGUCCAGUGCUCACAGCACGACCUAUUUCGACUCGGUGGUUUUCCUGACUCUUUUCAUUCUUGCUGGUCGGUUCCUAGAGGCAUACAGCAAAGCCAGAACCGGCGAUGCUGUCACGUCACUGGGUAACCUUCGACCCUCUGAGGCAUUGUUGAUCGAAGACACAUCCGUUAUCAAUGGAGAUGCCUCCGAUGGAACUGCUAUAGAGGGGAUGAAACGCACAAAUGUUGACCUCCUCGAAGUUGGUGACGUCGUCAGCAUUCCUCAUGGCGCCUCGCCUCCUGCCGACGGAACUGUCAUUGACACCUCCUCAUACCAAUUCGAUGAAAGCUCUUUGACUGGAGAAUCUCGACCAGUUAAGAAAACGCUUGAUGAUAGAGUGUAUACUGGCUCUGUGAAUGUCGGCCAGCCUGUACGCAUUCGCAUUACCGAGCUCGGUGGUUCGUCGAUGCUUGACCGAAUCAUUGCGGUGGUUCGUGAAGGCCAAAGCAAGCGUGCACCGCUCGAAAGAGUUGCCGAUCUUCUCACCUCGCAUUUCGUCCCUAUCAUCACGCUCAUUGCAAUCACCACCUUCGUCAUCUGGUUGGCUCUUGGUCACUCGGGUGUGCUUCCAACAGGUUAUCUUGAUGUCGCACAUGGCGGCUGGACAUUCUGGGCUCUUGAAUUUGCGAUCGCAGUAUUCGUUGUAGCUUGUCCCUGUGGCCUGGCUCUUGCUGCUCCUACUGCGCUAUUCGUUGGAGGUGGUCUAGCAGCAAAGCAUGGUAUCCUGGUCAAAGGCGGAGGCGAAGCCUUCCAAGAGGCUAGUCGCUUGGACGCCAUCGUCUUUGAUAAGACCGGCACACUUACCGAAGGCGGCAGCCUGAAGGUUUCCGAGCACCAAGUUUUGACUAGUGACCCGGAAUUUGCGAAAGUUGCAUGGGCGCUGACUCGAAAGAUGGAAGAGAGUAGCAACCAUCCAAUAGCCCAGGCAAUCACCGAUUUUUGCAAAUCCCAACCAUCCGCCACUGUCAAGUACUCCGAUGUCUAUGAGAUUUCCGGACAAGGCAUGAAAGGAACCUUCACCAUCGCUGGACCUGAGCACGAAGACGAAUACGAGGCCGCCAUUGGCAACGAACGUCUAUUGCACAGCGUCCUAUCUCCCGAAACAGAUACAUACUUCGUUUCCAACCUGCUGUCGAAAUACCAAUCAGCAGGAAAAUCAACUGCAGUUCUCUCCAUCCGCCAUGUCAACUCCCAAUCCCGCGAACCAUCAAAGUUCACCCCAGCAAUCGUGCUGGCGACAUCCGACACAAUCCGCCCUGAAGCCGUCGACAUCAUCGCCCAGCUUAAGAAACGCCGUGUCGAUGUUUACAUGUGUACAGGCGAUAACCAAACAACCGCCCACGCUGUCGCAGACAUGCUAGGAAUCUCUCGAUCAAAUGUGAUGGCCAAUGUCCUACCAGCAGAGAAAGCAACUUUCGUCCGCCAGAUCCAGGAAAAAUCUUCAGAUACACCUGCAAAUAAUAACACCAAGCCAAUCCGCCCCAUCGUCGCUUUCGUCGGUGAUGGCGUGAACGACUCCCCAGCUUUGGCUGCAGCAGAUGUAAGCAUCGCGAUGGCCUCCGGUUCAGACGUGGCAAUCAAUUCCGCGAGCUUCAUCCUACUAAACUCAGAUCUGAGCACCAUCUUACAACUCGUCCUGCUGAGUCGCCGUGUGUUCAACCGCGUGCGCAUGAACUUUGGCUGGGCGGUUAUAUACAACAUCUGUCUUGUGCCUGUUGCGGCUGGUGUCUUCUAUCCCAUUGUCAGUGGACACCAUUAUAAGUCUGUCGGCGGGGAGAUGGUCAUGGUUGAUGAGCAUUGGAGAUUUAGUCCUAUUUGGGCUGCCUUGGCUAUGGCUUUGAGUAGCAUUUCUGUUGUUUUGAGCAGUCUUGCUUUGAGGAUUGACAUGGGCAGUAUUAUGAGGGUUUUUGGAAGGGGUAAAUAA